This is a messenger RNA of Nothoprocta perdicaria, 1814 nucleotides long. It is a transcript of the gene METTL8, whose product is annotated as methyltransferase like 8. The transcript has 12 exons. The coding region runs from base 213 to 1463 and encodes 416 amino acids. NCBI's taxonomy places the organism in Eukaryota, Metazoa, Chordata, Aves, Tinamiformes, Tinamidae. The record is from RefSeq and is a predicted model, not a curated record. Gene Ontology annotation, molecular function: tRNA (cytidine-N3)-methyltransferase activity.
GCGAGCGCGCGGCGGGAGCGGCCGAGGGCGCUCCGCGCGCCACACGUGGGAAUCAACCAGCAGAGGGUGCACAGGUUCGCUAGGAACCCUCAUUCCUGAGCUGUGUUUAGCGUAGAUGGCUUCCUCUUGAUGCUGAACUGUCUUGUGCAGAACACUUGGAGGAAAAAAGAACAAAGGCACAUCAGAGUAAAAGUAGUAGGUCUCUGAACAAAAUGAAUUUCAUUACAAAGUUUUCUGCUUUAUGUCUGAGGAAAAACAAGAUGCAGCAGAGGUACAGGAGUAGUAGACGACCAGCUGUUCCACUUGGAUCACGGAUUUUGACUGAUUCUUCCAAGGUUUUUGAGCAUAACAUGUGGGACCACAUGCACUGGUCACAAGAAGAGGAGCAGCAUGCCAAGGACAAAGCAGCGGAGAAUUCGCUUGUUAAAGUCCAAUUAGAAGACCAAGAUAAAUAUGAGAGAGAAGCCAGUAAAUAUUGGAAUGAAUUUUAUAAGACUCAUAAGAAUAACUUUUUCAAGGAUCGCAAUUGGUUGUUUCUGGAGUUCCCAGAAAUUCUUCCAGAAAAUAAGAGAGAACAGUUGAAAACAGAGGAAAAAUCUUCAGAACCCAUAAAAAUAAAUAUUACUAGCAGUUUUCUUCACAAGGAUUUUCCUGGAACAUUUGAGAAAGGAAAAGAAUACUUGGGGAAUAAUUAUGGGGAACACUCUACUUCUGUGCAACGACAAAAAUAUAGCAGAAAACAAGCAAAAUCUGUUACUCUGAAUCCUCAGGGUAAAGACUGUAGAGAAAAACUUGGCAAGCUAGAAUCCUUUCCUGGUAGUGGUGCUGCUUAUAGAGUGUUAGAGGUUGGUUGUGGUGCUGGAAAUAGUGUCUUUCCUAUUUUGAAAGUUCUAUGCAAUACACCUGGUACCUUUCUCUACUGUUGUGAUUUUGCUUCAGGAGCAGUGGAUCUGGUAAAGUCACAUUCGUCCUACAGUUCAGCCUGGUGUUUUGCCUUUGUUCAUGAUGUGUGUGAUGAUGCUUUACCCUAUCCUUUUCCUGAUGAGAUCCUGGAUGUCAUUCUCCUUGUCUUUGUGCUCUCUGCUAUUCAUCCUGACAGGAUGCAAAGAGUUGUAAAUAGGUUGGCUAAACUACUGAAACCUGGAGGAAUGUUGUUAUUUCGAGAUUAUGGAAGAUAUGAUAUGUCUCAACUUCGUUUUAAAAAAGGUCAUUGCUUGUCAGAAAAUUUUUAUGUACGAGGAGAUGGAACCAGAGUUUAUUUCUUUACCAAAGAUGAGGUAUGGAGCAUGUUCAGCUUGGCUGGAUUAACUGAAGUACAAAAUUUAGUUGAUCGGCGAUUACAAGUCAACAGAAAGAAAAAAGUCAAAAUGCAGCGAGUCUGGAUACAGAGCAAGUUCCAGAAACCAUUGCUGCUGCCUCUGAAUAAUCCUGAAGAAACAACCAAAAAGGACCCGUAUGGUUAAAUAUACCAUAACCUCCAGAAAUGGAAGCAAAUUUGAGUAUGUAUGUUCACUAUAAAUCUUGUAUUGGCUACUGAAAAGGAGAAAACUAUUGAACUAAGAACCCUUCCUUGAUGUUUUAUAAAUGUAUGUAUUUGAAAAUGAUCUUGAAAAAGUUGCUUUUCUAACUUCUGCUUUAUAUAAAGGGACAUACAUUAAUCUGCUCAAAACUAUGACCUUGAACUAUUUUACUGCCUUGAAUAUGAAUGCUUAAUAAAAAUUAGAAUGUAUCCAGUUUCUUGUUGAAAUUUGUGAUGUGUUAACAAGUAUUAUACUGAUUACAUUUCUUUCAGAAUUUUGGAGAAUGAGGAUAUA